CUUUAAACACUUUUUCAAUACAGCCUUUCACUUUUCCUUCCCAAACAAGACCUCCAACAAUAAUAUAUUGGUUGAUUAAUAUCACCUCUCUCAAAAUAUCUCCCAAUAGUUAAUCAAAGUUUUUCAAUCAAUUUUCUUUUGAAAAAAACCAGUAAAUAAUUCUAUAAUAUUUUAUGGCAGAGGAAGUAAGACUUACCGGUGGCCCUGGCGUUGACGUUGAUGAACGAGUAUCUGAGUGGGAGCUAGGGUUACCGAACUUCGCCGAUUUGACGCCGUUAUCACAGUCGUUGAUCUCGGCGGAGAUGUUAUCGGCGUUCAGUAUUACGCCGGAACCCUACCGGAAUAUGUCUGACGUCAAUCGUGCUUCUCAAGAUACACUUUCUGAUAUCCGAGGUGAUAAUUUAAAUUCAAUUAGUACUAAUAAUAAUGAUAAUAAUAAUAAUAAUAAAGGAAAUGAAAGUGUGGUGGAUCUAACUGAUUCUCGGAAAUCACGGAGAGUUAGUUACGACGUUGACGGUGACGGUGACGCGGUGGAGGAAAUCGAUAAUGAGUCAGGUAUGGUGACAGAUAAGGCGGAGCCGGCAUCAAAACGACAGCGUUUAGUGUGGACAGCGCAAUUGCAUAAGCGAUUUAUAGAAGUGGUUGGACAUUUAGGGAUAAAAAAUGCGGUUCCGAAAACAAUUAUGAAUUUAAUGAAUGUUGAAGGAUUAAGUAGAGAAAAUGUUGCUAGUCAUUUACAAAAAUAUAGAUUGUAUUUGAAAAGGAUGCAAGGCUCGUCGUCUUCGGUUUCGAAUCAUCAGGAGCAGCAGCAGCAUAUGCAGUUUCCGGCUUCACAGAUGGUUAAUUAUCGCGGUCUUGAGGGGAAUGCGUAUCCGUAUAAUAUUAUGCCUAUGCAACAUAGGGAUUGGUCUGGUUCGGGUUAUCAGCAUACAAAACGAUAACAGAUAGAAUUGGAUCAAGUGAAAAACCCGUGGUUUGUGGAAAAUGGGAUUGGGUACGCUUGUUGAAUGAGCUCUAACGAUUAAAUGAAUAAAUUCAAGUUAUGUAGUAGUAAUUUGGGGUUUUUCAGGGUGAAUUUUUCGUUGUUGAAUUUUGUUAAUAAUAUUGGAUUAAUCCUUUGUUAUUAUUACACUCAGUUUGUAUGCAUGUAUAGUUUGUGUUA
Molecule: messenger RNA, 1162 nt
Organism: Erigeron canadensis
Lineage: Eukaryota; Viridiplantae; Streptophyta; Magnoliopsida; Asterales; Asteraceae
Product: transcription factor LUX-like
Exons: 1
Coding region: 174-941 (255 amino acids)
Biological process (GO): regulation of DNA-templated transcription
Cellular component (GO): nucleus
Molecular function (GO): DNA-binding transcription factor activity; DNA binding
Source: RefSeq, a predicted model, not a curated record